Molecule: messenger RNA, 2423 nt
Organism: Nothobranchius furzeri (turquoise killifish)
Lineage: Eukaryota; Metazoa; Chordata; Actinopteri; Cyprinodontiformes; Nothobranchiidae
Gene: kctd13
Product: potassium channel tetramerization domain containing 13
Biological process (GO): protein ubiquitination; proteasome-mediated ubiquitin-dependent protein catabolic process; negative regulation of Rho protein signal transduction
Cellular component (GO): Cul3-RING ubiquitin ligase complex
Molecular function (GO): protein binding; ubiquitin-protein transferase activity
Source: RefSeq, a predicted model, not a curated record
GAAGAAAAAAGCAGCGGAAGUGUGGCUUUCGUUUCCGUGUGACCUAUUUAGUUUCAUUAGCAUCAGUAAAUAAUCAGCGUUUCAGUCAGACGAUGGAGUUAUCGGUUUUUAAAAUAGGCUUUCCCGUUUUGCGAUAGGGUACCUUUUGAAGUUUGCUAUCCUAAUUGAAUCGGUACAAAGUCAAAGAUGUAUGUCCAUUUGAGGCGUUAUUAAACGUAGCUGUUAUUGUUAGCUACUUUAGAUAAGCGGUUGCGGUUAAAAUGAGAUCUUAGCUGAACGCUGCGUUUUAGGGUGUUUUCUGCUAUUUAUCCAGUUUAUAGUAGCUAGCUGAGAUUAUCAUUUGCUGGCUGUUAAAAACUACACGUUUAGCUUUCACUCGCAGGAACCUUUGGAUGUUCAGUGUGCCAGGAAGUGACUCCACAGCCCCAUGUCUGCGGAGGCUUCCCUUGGCGGUCAUGCUGCCGACUCCACUCUUCCCCAGCCGGUCUGCCACAUCUCUGAUGGACACAGAAAUCUGGGUCUGCUGGGGAGCAAGUAUGUCAAGCUGAAUGUGGGUGGCUCGCUGCAUUAUACAACUGUCCAGACAUUAAGCAAAGAAGACAGUCUGCUGCGAAGCAUCUGCACUGGAGGGACAGACGUCACCAUCGACUCUGAAGGUUGGGUGGUUUUGGAGCGGUGCGGCCGGCACUUUGAACUAGUGUUGAACUUCCUGCGGGACGGCUCGGUACCACUUCCAGAGGACUCCAGAGAACUGGACGAGGUCCUAAAGGAGGCUCAGUACUAUCGAGUACAGGGGCUUGUGCAGCACUGCCUCAGUGCUAUGCAGAUACAAAAGGACGUUUUUGAAAGUGUGUGUUGCAUUCCCAUGAUCACCUCAGCCAAAGAAGAGCAGAGGAUGAUUGCAACAUGUAGGAAGCCGGUUGUAAAGCUGCAGAACAACAGAGGAAACAACAAAUACUCCUAUACAAGCAACUCUGAUGACAACCUGUUGAAGAACAUCGAGCUGUUUGAUAAACUUGUGCUCCGAUUUAACGGCCGUGUCCUGUUUGUCAAAGACGUGCUCGGGGAUGAGAUCUGCUGUUGGUCUUUCUACGGUGAAGGCCGUAAGAUUGCUGAAGUGUGCUGCACUUCCAUCGUCUAUGCAACCGAGAAGAAACAGACCAAAGUUGAGUUUCCUGAGGCGCGGAUAUUUGAAGAAACACUUAACAUCCUGAUCUAUGAGAACAACAGAAGGUCCGGUCCUGGAGGGCUACACCUUUUAGAUCCGUCACUGGGAGCCGGCCAUUCCGAGGAAGAGGGUGCUGCAGGGGGGGACAGACGGGUGAGACGGAUCCACGUCAGAAGGCACAUAAUGCACGACGAGAGGGGACACGGCCAGCAGACCGUCUAUAAGGACUAAUUCUGUGAAAAAUAAUAGUAGUAAGGCAUGGAAGAGUGAUUUGUUUAGCUUGUUUGUUUUGAAUGCGGUAACAGCUCAGUCUUAACUUAUUUCAUCAAAUGUCUUUAAGCACACUUGCAGAAAUCUAGGAAUUGACUGAUAUGUGAUUCAGCUUAGAGAAAAAUGUUUACAAAAACGAUGUGUGUACAUUCUUUUGAUAGGAAAUCAGUAAAAAGUAACUGUGACUGAAACUCGAUGACUUCACCUGUUAAAGACUGCUGCAAGGUACAGAAUGCCCCAGAAAAUCCUAAAGCCAACCCUGAUUUUUAUUUAUAGGGUACGUACUGUUGACUGUGAGAAAAUGGCCUGCACUGGCAGCUUCCUUGGUGUUUAAUCUGUCGGUUUUCCCAGAGUGUUAAUGGUCUGAUGUUCACGUUCUCUGCUGAACAGCGACUGACACGCUGUUGACGUGGAGCCUUGACAUGUUAACACUGGAAAUGAACGAAAAAUAUCGAGGGCGAAUGAGCAGCUCAGUUUUCUUGUUUAAAUUAUUACACGUGUUGCAUCUUGCUGUUUUUUAAUUAAUUUAUUAACCUAAUUUAUUGUUUGGUAUUUAACUUUUGUAACAAAUCCAGUGUUUGUGUUACUUAUUGCUUAGGUGUAAUUCUGCACUCAAAUUGUAUUUUAGGAAAUCAGAAACUUCAGUUCAAUGUUUGACAAACUGUGACCAGUUCGUUUGAUCUGAGCCAUAAUCCUUUACUUUCACGUUGUCUUAAACCAGAUCACACACAGAUUGGCUAUGCAGUCACCAAAAAAGGCAGACAAGUGUUUUAUUUGCCUCAGGGAGAGGAAGAGUUAUUUUCUUUUGAAUAUUCUGUAGUGACUGGUGCAAUCCUAAGCACUCCGAAGAGGGGGGAGAAGAAAGUUUGAAUGGGAGAUGAGUGUUUGUCAGACCCAUAAAUGUGGAACUCCUUGAAAAAUGCACUAAUAAUACUUCCAUCCUUUGUUCUUGGAAAUGUUCUAAAUAAAUCGCUUAUGAAAAUGA